Paramecium sonneborni is the source of this 1027-nucleotide messenger RNA. The record is from the annotation of a GenBank genome assembly. Lineage: Eukaryota; Ciliophora; Oligohymenophorea; Peniculida; Parameciidae.
AUGGGUAGUUGUAAUUGUAUUCCAAAAAAGCUAGGAGAAGAAGAAUUAUAAACACAAAGAGGUGGUAGCGAACACUAAAUAAUGGAUAAAGAGAAACAAUAAGAUGCACAAUCUUUUACUCAUGGUUGAUUUUUAUCUUCUUAUUCAGAGGACAAUAGACCAGCAAAUGAUGAAUCUUAGUAACUUGUUUAGAGCACCAAAGGAAUUAGAAAAAAACUUCCUAGAAUUAAUAUGCUAAAUGGAGGUUAUUAUGAAGGUGAAUGGUUUAAUUGUUUGAGAGAUGGUUUUGGUUUGCAUGUAAGAUUGAAAAAAUCAUUAGAGACUUGGGCUGAUGGAGGCUAUUAUGAAGGGGAAUGGAAAGCUGAUAAAGCAGAAGGAAAAGGGAAAUUGAGUAUAACAAUAAUAAUAAUAAACAAAUUUAGUUCAUGGAGAUGGAGAUAUUUAUGAAGGAUAAUGGGCAAAUGAUAUGGCUAAUGGUUUUGGGACAUAUGUACAUGCUGGUGGUGCAAAGUAUGAAGGAGAAUGGUUAAAUGAUUAAUAACAUGGAAAAGGAACAGAAGUCUGGCCUGAUGGUUCUAAAUAUGAUGUUUAACAUUUUUAAUACUAUUAGGGUAUGUAUACUUUUGGAAAAAAAAAUGGAAAAGGAAAACUAUAAUUUGCAGAUAAUAGUAUUUAUGAGGGAGAUUUUUUGGAUAAUGAAAUUAGCGGAUAUGGUUAAUAUACUUGGAAUGAUGGUAAAACUUAUACAGGAAAUUGGUUAAAUAAUAAAAUGAAUGGUUAUGGUGAAACAAUAUGGCCAGAUGGAAAAAGUUAUAAAGGGUAUUAUUUAGAUGAUAAAAAACAUGGAUAAGGAGUUUUCUCUUGGAAUAAUGGUAAAAAAUAUGAAGGAGAAUGGGCUAUGGGUAAAUAAAAUGGCAAAGGUGUAAUAAUUACUGAAACUGGAGAGAGAAAAGCAGGUAUUUGGGAAAAUGGAAGAAGAAUCAAAAUUGAAGGAGAAAAUGAUUAAACAGCUGAAGGUGAAACCUGA